CUUUUUCUCUCCUUCGCUUGACCAUCUCCAGACUAAUUAUACAUCUUCUUCACUAAUAUUCAUUUCUCAAUUUGUUUCUUUAAUUCCACUUGCUAUAUCUUUUCAGUUUGUAAUGGACUCCACUUUGGUUAACACUUCCCUUCACCUCAACAUCAAUCCUUUCUUCAAGAAUGUCCAAGAAUCUAUUCCGAAGAAAGAAUCGGAACAAGGAAAAUUUGUUGAUGGGUUUGAAACGAAACUAAAUGUUAAGGAAGAGACAACUAGCUUUUUGGUUGAAGAGUUGACGAGGAUAAGCACCGAGAACAAGAAGCUAACAGAAAUGCUUACUGUUCUCUGCGAAAAUUACAACGCUUUGCAAAAUCAUUUGGUUGAUUUGAUGAGCAACAACUCUCAGAAAGAGCUCGCUUCAUCUAAGAAGAGAAAGGCUGAGAGCCAAGAUUAUAUUAAUAUGAUUGGAAUCAAUAAUGGAACUACAGAAAGCAGCUCUAGUGAUGAAUUAGAUUCAACAACAAAGCCAAAGGAAAGCAUCCAAACAAAGAUUUCAAGAGUUCUUUUUCGGACUGAUCCAUCAGAUUCCAGCCUUGUAUGUGUGAUUCAUUUUUCAGCAAUUCGCAUUAAUUCUUUUUCUUCUUAUUUGCCAGUAUUAAUAAGAUUAAACUUGGGCUGCCUUACGCAUCAGGUUGUGAAGGAUGGAUAUCAAUGGAGGAAAUAUGGCCAAAAGGUUACAAGAGAUAACCCUUCUCCUAGAGCUUACUUCAAGUGCUCAUUUGCUCCAAGCUGCCCUGUCAAGAAGAAGGUCCAAAAAAGUGCAGAAGAUCCUUCAAUUUUGGUGGCAACUUAUGAAGGAGAGCACAACCACUUGCACCUUUCAAAGCCACAAUUUUCUUUAGGCUCGAGCCAACACAGUUCAAGUAUAGCAGGUCCAGUUCCCACUGCGAGCCCUGCUACUACUGUAAUUCUUGACCUGAUGAAACCUGGAAUGCUGCAGGAGAAUGCUAAAAAGGCAGUAAAAGAAACUGAAGCUCAAGAUGUUGGGCAGAUUUUAGUCCAACAAAUGGCUUCUUCCUUGACAAGAGAUCCGAAUUUUACAGCAGCACUUGCAGCUGCUUUCUCAGGAAGAUCAUUGAUCAACCAGACCCGGAUAGAGAAAUGGUUAAAUUAGAAGUAGUAUCAUGAAGAGUGCGAGAUUAUUCUGUUCUUUUUGUGUUAAAUUAAUUAGAGAUGAUUGAUGUAUAUAGAAGUUUUUUUUAAAAAAAAAAAAAGUUUGUAGACGAUGUUUAUUUGAUUCAUUUGCAAUGAAGAAAGAAACGCAAUUAGGUCCUUAAAGAUUU
Manihot esculenta (cassava) is the source of this 1331-nucleotide messenger RNA. RefSeq names its product probable WRKY transcription factor 60. The coding region runs from base 113 to 1162 and encodes 349 amino acids. Gene Ontology annotation, molecular function: sequence-specific DNA binding; DNA-binding transcription factor activity. NCBI's taxonomy places the organism in Eukaryota, Viridiplantae, Streptophyta, Magnoliopsida, Malpighiales, Euphorbiaceae. The record is from RefSeq and is a predicted model, not a curated record. The transcript has 4 exons. Gene Ontology annotation, biological process: regulation of DNA-templated transcription.